Molecule: messenger RNA, 840 nt
Organism: Alternaria alternata
Lineage: Eukaryota; Fungi; Ascomycota; Dothideomycetes; Pleosporales; Pleosporaceae
Exons: 3
Coding region: 1-840 (279 amino acids)
Source: RefSeq, a predicted model, not a curated record
AUGUCAGCCAACCGUUUCGCCGUACUUCUACUACAACAUCACACUUUCCUGCAGGAAGCGAUGGCAGCCUGCUAUUGGCGCAACGGAACUGAGAAUACGCAUCCUGCGUACGCACCAAGAAUUAACGAUACCUCGAAUCCACUCAGCACCAUUUGCUGCGCUUCUUGGGAUAACUUACUACCAAACGGACUGUGCCAGAAUAAGGAUUCGUCGACCAUCUAUCGAGAAACGUGUACGAAGAGCAGCUGGGAAGGAGGAGGAUGCCAGGAGCUUUGCUCAGCGGAGGUACACAAGGCACGGCUCACACCUUGUACUGGUGCUGCUGAUUCGGCAACAUGGUGUUGCGGAUCUUCGAAUCAAUGCUGCGCUGAAAGGAGCACUAUCCCGCGAUACACGAUCGCGGCGCGUUUCGGGGACCCUAUACCUACAGCGACUUCAUCGAUUGUCUCUUCAACCAUGUCGUCCAUGAUCUCGUCUUCGAUAUCGACGCUGCCAGCAACGAGCACGGCGAUAGCCACCGGCAACAGUGGAUUGUCUGUGGGUGCGAAAGCUGGCAUCGGUGUCGGGGCAACCCUCGGAGCUAUCGCCUUGAUUGGUUUGGGGAUUUUCAUUGCUCAGGCGUUGCGAUGGCGCAAGAAAGCGCGAGAUGCGACUCCCUCGACUCGUGUACCUGAAGAGUACACGCCAAAGGACAUUUAUCGAUACGAACAGGGUGGCAACCCUGCACAGUUAGCCGGCGGGGAAAGUGAACUGCACGAAAUGCCAGGAUCUGUGAGGGUUUCCGAGCUAGAUCAGGUUCCUUACAGUCGUCCAGUGGGCGGACUUGCUGCGAAAGCUUGA